Molecule: messenger RNA, 1017 nt
Organism: Pelecanus crispus (Dalmatian pelican)
Lineage: Eukaryota; Metazoa; Chordata; Aves; Pelecaniformes; Pelecanidae
Source: RefSeq, a predicted model, not a curated record
ACAUGUAAUCUGGCUCAUCCGGUUCCUGCUUCUCUGUCCACAAAGAUGCCCAGUGUUACUUCUCUUCCAGAUGCCUCUGCUAUGUCUUGGAAGAAUGAUCAGGCUGCUGUUGCAGACAUCUUCUACUUCCUGAACAUUUACAGCCAUGGCAAGCUGCCGUCCCACUGUGAACAGCGCUUUCUUCCUUGCGAGAUUGGGUGUGUCAGGUACUCCCUACAGGAUGGCAUAAUGGCUGAUUUCCAUCACUUCAUAGAUCCAGAAGUACCACCUCGUGGUUUUCGGUACCACUGCCAGGCUGCUAGUGAUGCCACUCAUAAGAUCCCUGUAUCUGGAUUUCAUCUUUCACGUACUUGUUACGCAGUUGUCUUACAAGAACUUCUUGAGUUUGCCCAGCCAGCCAGCGGUGUUCGGCCUCACUUUUACUGCAGGUCUAAUGACAGAUUCAGAGUUAACUGGUGUCUCAAUCGAAUGGCUAGCGUAACAGGUAUUGAGAGCCAUCCAGAGCUGCUUGCUGUAGAAGACCUGGUAAUAGAACUGUACCGGAAGAAAUACCAAAAGGAGCCAUCCAAGACUUGGGUGUGUAGAGAACUGGAUGUCUUCCUGUGGGAUUUCUCCAGUAAUACCAGGUGCAAGUGGCAUGAAGAGAAUGAUAUACUCUGCUGUGCUUUGGCGUCCUGUAAGAAAAUUGCUUAUUGCAUCAGUAAAUCUUUAGCUAAUGUGUAUGGAGUCUCACUGACAGCAGCUCACCUGCCUCUUCAAGACUUUGAUUAUGGUGAAAGCACAAGUACCAAGAUGGUGAUACUGGAUGCUGGACGUUUUCAGAAAAUGAAGGCUGAGGGUUCUGGAUGUGACAGACAUUUUGCUUCUCCAAGUCAGGAUCAGGAGUCUGUGCCUUCUAAUUGUGAUUCUCCAUGUGGUGUGAAGACUUCCCUUUAUGGAACAAGUACCAUGCGAGGAAGAGGAAUUACUCGAUUGCUGAAAAAUGGAUCUGAUCUAUCCAAGUCUUUCAGUAAUUGA